This is a messenger RNA of Peronospora matthiolae, 1650 nucleotides long. Lineage: Eukaryota; Oomycota; Peronosporomycetes; Peronosporales; Peronosporaceae. The record is from the annotation of a GenBank genome assembly.
AUGUUCCAGAUCCGCGUCGAAGCCGACGCUGCGCACGUCACGGCUGAUGACGCAAUCCACUCAAUCAACGACAGCGCUUCCUUCCUCACUGGCAACCCGCAGGUCCGCGUCAUCACGGGCAAGUUGCGGUUCUACCGAGCAGACGAGACGUACACCACCUCGACGGUGUCGAUCUCGAACCAAGCGAAUAGCUCAAGCAGUUUCAGUGGUACAAGCACCACUAGCAGCGCGGUACUAACGCAGCAACUGCCGAGUGAACGCAGUGCAUUGGUGUGCGUCGUAACAGUCCCGUCGCACAUGUCGCCGGUCGAGAUCCUCGAGUUCCUGUCGAGUUUUCGAGAAAACAUUGCGCUUGUGCGGGUUCUCAAGGACUCGGAGCGAAAUAAUUGUAUGGUGCUCGUGCAAUUCCAGACCCAAGACCGAGCGGACCAAUUCUUUUUGGAGCAUACGGGCAAGUACUUUAACUCGAUCGAGCAGGAACGGUGCAAGAUUGUGUUUGUGCGAAGCAUCGAGUUUGACCUUGUAGCUGGUGAAGAUCAAUUGACCUGCGACGCACUGGAAGAGAAAGAUGCAGGUGGCGACAAGAUUGUCGCGAGUGGGUUGAUGAGCUCCCAGGCAGAGUCGAGAACUAGUAGAAUGCAGAUGCGUAAACUGUUCCCGUUGCCACCAGCUGGAAUGACGGAGAUCCCGACGUGUGCGGUCUGUCUAGAUCGCCUCGAUGCUUCGGCGUCGGGCAUUCUGACGACGCUGUGCAACCACUCUUUCCACUGUGACUGUCUCUUCCGAUGGGAAGGAUCGAGCUGUCCAGUAUGUCGAUAUAGUCAUGGCGACAUUGGGUCGUCGUGCGAGGUGUGCGGUACAGCUGAGCACCUCUGGAUCUGUCUGAUCUGUGGCCAUGUUGGCUGUGGACGCUACUCGGGUGAGCAUGCUAAAGAGCACUAUCAGGACACACUACACACGUACUCGUUAGAGUUGGAGACUCAGCGCGUGUGGGACUAUGCCGGGGAUGGCUAUGUCCAUCGACUGAUUUUGAACAAGCAGGAUGGGAAGUUUGUGGAGUUCCCAAGCCCGAACAAUCUUAGCAGCGAGCGCUCGCAGCAUCCUCCGACUACUUCAGCAGAGGAAGAAGAAGGCGAACAUCGGAAGCUUGAAAAGCUUGCCGUCGAGUACAACUUUUUGCUCAAGAGUCAAUUGGAGGAACAGCGUCUCUAUUACGAACGGCUGCUUGCACGAGUUGAGGAAGGCGAGAGCCGACAGCUGCUGAAUGCACACGAGCACGAAUGCAAGCAUCUCAAGAAAGCAAAUACGACGCUAGCUGAAAAGACCAAGAAGCUCGAGGAGGAGCUGGCGUUUGUAAGAGAGCUGAACAAGUCGUUGAUCGAGAACCAGAAGCAGUGGAAGGAGCGCGUGUGUCAGCUCGAGGAGCACAACGCACGUGUUGAGCAGGAGACAGCAUUGCGGGUUGGUGAUUUGGAGGGCCAGGUCCGCGAUCUGAUGUUCUAUCUUGACACGCAGAAUAAGGUUGAACAUAGUGCACAUCGAGAGGAUAUUGUGGGUGGCACGGUUGAAAUCGAAUCCAAGACGGUAGCUAGCGAGAAAAGUGCCACGACUUCUUCGACAAGACGAAAGAGCAAAGGCAAGAAACGGUAG